Exophiala viscosa is the source of this 1398-nucleotide messenger RNA. RefSeq lists its product as uncharacterized. Gene Ontology annotation, molecular function: glutathione transferase activity. Lineage: Eukaryota; Fungi; Ascomycota; Eurotiomycetes; Chaetothyriales; Herpotrichiellaceae. Gene Ontology annotation, biological process: glutathione metabolic process. The record is from RefSeq and is a predicted model, not a curated record. The transcript has 3 exons. The coding region runs from base 418 to 1038 and encodes 206 amino acids.
GAUUUGUAUGAUUACUAUUCCAUAGCAUAAAAUAUAGGCCAUGCUAGUCACCUAUACAUCGUUCUCCUACUUCACAUGAUACACCUUCGCAGAUGCACGAAAUUGGGAAUGCUUUCGAUAUUUCCUUCUCAGCGUCAACGUCAACGUCCGGCCGACCCCUGAUACUAAGUGCCUUUCGGAUCAAUGGCUCUUCGGCGUCACAGAGCACAAAACUCAAUCCAUGUUGCCGAUCGAGUCUCCCCGCGGAGACCAUAUACAAGCGUACCGCGUCCACGAUUCAGGGAUGCAGAUGUGACGUAUACAUGCCUUGAAGUCUGACUGAUAAGCAAUGUAUAUAAUGCUUGAGGGGUAGCAACUUCCUCGAUAAGCCAACAACCCUCUCAAGGUCCUCAGGUAAACAGUCAAGUAUUUGUCAGGAUGCUCACAAUCAUUUCUGCGACCCCUUCGCCUUACGCGCGCAUGAAUCGCAUAGCGCUGCUUGAGAAAGGUAUUCCAUUUGAACUGAAAAACGAGAUCCCAUGGCACGAAAGCGAGACACAGACUCCGCUAUAUAAUCCUCUGGAGAAAUUGCCAAUCCUGCUGUUCGAUGACGGCAGAGAGCCUGUAUAUGACUCGGCGCAAAUCCAAGAGUAUAUCGUGCAGAAAUUUGCGGACAAAUCACCUCGUCUGGUUACGGGCGACGUGGACAACGGACCUCAAAGCGAGGCAGAUCCAGACAUUAUGAAACGCGAUGAAGACAAGCAGAGCAAAUCGUGGCUGAACAGGCAGAAUCGGAAGAUUGACGGUGCGCUUAAGGCAAUGAAUGAGCUUGCCAAAUCCAGAAAAGAGGGCAGUGAUUACCUGCUUGCCGAUGUCAUGACCAUUGCAGACAUCGCGGUCAUCUGCGCUGUCGGACAGGUCGACUUUGGCGGCGUUCGCCCAGGUUGGCAGGACAAGUACCCAGAAUUGGCAGCCUACUGGAAGUCGUUGGAUGCAACGAAGAAUUUCGCGGAUACCAAACCUGUGAUGUUCGACCUGAAACACAAUACCGUGGUAUAAAGGCUGGAUUGGAGGAGUCGGAGAGCAUCACUUUGGCUGUGAAUAUCAGCUUACGCAGCGGGACAAUUGCGACGAGUGACAGUCAGUGAAGCAGGCUUGUGGGGACAAGCAUAACUUAUGCCUCUGGACUCCAGGUAGUCACAAGCGCCGAAAUAGCGAAUCUCUCAUAUGAUAACCAUGGUGUUUGUCAUCUUUUGAUUGCGCACAACUAGUCUUCAUGGCGACGCGUAGCUGCCUGGCUGAGUCGAUGGCGACACGUAGAAUUUUUCAGAGUGCGAAUGUCGUAACAGUAGUAGAUGAAGUUUGACGGAGACCACGUGACACAGGGCCAGAUGUUCAGUCGGUCGAUAAGGAAUAAGG